Dacryopinax primogenitus is the source of this 1203-nucleotide messenger RNA. RefSeq lists its product as uncharacterized. Gene Ontology annotation, molecular function: mRNA 5'-cap (guanine-N7-)-methyltransferase activity. The transcript is spliced from 6 exons. NCBI's taxonomy places the organism in Eukaryota, Fungi, Basidiomycota, Dacrymycetes, Dacrymycetales, Dacrymycetaceae. Gene Ontology annotation, cellular component: nucleus. Gene Ontology annotation, biological process: 7-methylguanosine mRNA capping. The annotation marks the transcript as partial. The record is from RefSeq and is a predicted model, not a curated record.
UCUUCACGCCCUUCAUCAUCAGCACCUCCUCACUCAUUCUCACUCGCCUCACCUCCCCUUCUUCCUCAACAACCACCACCACCUCCUCAACCAUCAACAUCACUCUACAAUCCUACAAAACUUCAUCCAAACACCCCUGCUCUCCUCCCAAUAACACAACAUGACCUCCAACUAUUCACACGAUCUCGAAACUGGCUACGAAAGAACGUCGACCGUGCAUCACUCCCUCCACCUACCCCUGUCUCACUCCCACCCCUAGCCUCACCAGGUGACGACGUCUCUGUCGUUGCCGGUCACUACAAUGCACGCCCUGAAGUUGGGCGUACCGCAAGACGCGAGUCGCCCAUCAUCGCACUGAAAAACUUCAACAACUGGGUCAAGUCUGCUCUCAUACAAAAAUAUGGCCGCAGCGGUGGACGCGGUUCACGCAUUCGUGUGCUCGAUAUUGGCUGCGGCAAGGGUGGUGAUCUACAGAAAUGGUCGAAGAACGGCGUCAGCGAAUAUGUCGGCCUGGAUAUCGCGGAGGUGUCUGUGAGACAGGCAGAAGAGAGAUACUUGGACAUGAGGCAGAGGAGGAUGACAGCGUACUUCCAGGCGAUGGACUGUUACAGAAAAUCAAUACGCGACCUCCUCCCGCAGGACAUCUUCUCCACCCCCUUUCAGACGGUGACAAUGCAAUUCUGCAUGCAUUACGCUUUCUACGCCGAACAAUCCGUCCGACAAAUGCUCGAGAACGUGUCUACCAAUCUCGCAACGGGGGGAACAUUCAUCGGCACAAUCCCCAACGCAGAACACAUCCUUGCCAAUCUGGCGUCUUCGGGCGAACUGUCAUUCGGAAACCCCGCAUUCAGGAUAACGUUUGAGGAGCGCCCGCCUACACCCCCAGCCCCGAGCGACCCGGAUCAAUCAUCCGCAUUCGGGCAUAAAUAUAGCUUCUUCCUACAGGACGCGGUCGGGGGGGAGGACGGGGGUGUGCCAGAGUACCUCGUCCAUUGGCCCAACUUUGCUCGGCUCGCUGGGGAGUACGGACUUGUGGAAGAGUAUAGAAAGGAUUUUGCUGAUCUCCUAAACGAGGAACAGGACCAUGAGGUGUUCGGGCCGCUUUUGCGACGCAUGAAAGUCGUGGAUGCGGAUGGCUUGAGUGAUAUGGACGAAGAACAGUGGGAGGCUGCUAGCAUUUAUAUGGCAUUUGCCUUUCGAAAA